This is a messenger RNA of Ostrinia nubilalis (European corn borer), 4855 nucleotides long. RefSeq names its product inhibitor of growth protein 5-like. Gene Ontology annotation, biological process: regulation of DNA-templated transcription. Lineage: Eukaryota; Metazoa; Arthropoda; Insecta; Lepidoptera; Crambidae. The record is from RefSeq and is a predicted model, not a curated record. The transcript has a single exon. The coding region runs from base 1 to 834 and encodes 277 amino acids. Gene Ontology annotation, cellular component: nucleus.
AUGACGUCUGCGCCCUAUUUAGAGGAACAAUUAAAAAAUCUUCGAAAUUUGCCGAACAUAUUGGAAAUGAACUUCAAGUUAAUGCGACAUUUGGACUAUCGAGCUCACGGCCUAAUGAGGAGAAGCAAUCUCAUGGCUGACGAGUUCUUGCCGAACAUUCCUAAUUUGGACGAGGAUACGAGGACGGAGAAGGUGAAUGCAAUUCAAGCAAUCUUCACGCAAAUAAAUGACUACAGCGAUGACAAAGUUCAGGUGGCAAUCCAAACAUAUGCGCUGGUAGACAAGCACAUACGGCGCCUGGAUAAAGACAUUGCGCGCUUCGAGUCCGAGAACCAAAAGCAAGAGAAGACUGCUCGUGCAGCCCAGAAGGCCACCGCAGACCAGGAGCCUUCUACUACUACUACAACGGUAAAGAAAGGUAGGAAAAUUCGCAAAGGCAAUGUAAAGACUGAAGCCACUGGCUUAAAGAAAUGCGCUGGUACGUCCAGCGAAGGCGACGCAGCCGCGUCGGGUAGUUCCGCAGCCAAGAAAAAGACUCCACGUAAGAGUACAGCACCGAUAGCAAUUGCUGUGAAAAAAGAAGUACCGUCUGAGAAUUCAAAUUUAGACUCGGCUGCUGGCGAGGCUGAUUCUAGUGAUGUGUGGGACAUGCCUGUAGACCCCAAUGAGCCCACAUUUUGCAUUUGCCACCAAGUAUCUUAUGGUGCGAUGAUUGGCUGUGACAACCCAGAAUGUCCCAUAGAGUGGUUCCACUUCGCUUGUGUAAACAUUAAGAUAAAACCCAAAGGUAAAUGGUAUUGUCUUGACUGCUCUCAAGAUGGAAAGAACAAAUAAACAGUGAUAUCCCCUGUUAAACAAAUACGCGUUCGUUGUAAUUUUGUUAAAUAAAAGACUUAUUGUUAAUUCCAUUUUAGUACUUGUCGUUACGUUAGUAUUCUGUAAGUACGGAACCUUAAAAAGCAAAAAGUUUUGUAAAGAAAUUUGAAAUUUGAUGAUGAUGAGACUCCCGUGAUGUAUCAGGUUACAAGGGUGAAAAGUUGUACGUGUUUAAUCAAACAAUAUAUCAUAGAGUAAGUUAUAUUCGUUGUUGUAUGACAUCGUUUUAAUAAAUCUUAAUUUAGCCUAGCAUUAUUGAUUUAUGGAAUUGUACAAGAAUCAGGUCACAAGGUCACAAUAUGUAAAGGUCAUUCGAUGCUUCGGCCUGGGAAUUCCUAGUAAAUCAGAUUAAGGUGAAUGCCCUGCUAUUCGCACCGAUGCUAGCGCGUACUCGCCGAAUUCACUUAAUUGAAUCUUACGCGUAAAACUUUUCGAACACACUGAAUUUAAAUACCUUUAUACCAAAAAUUAAAAUUGAUUUGUUAAUCGUGGAUGCGUUCCGUUGCUCAUGUAACUCUGAAUGAGUUUAAGUUUUACCCUAUUUUUGUUCAGAGGGAACUCUAUACCUCGUGCUUACGUGUUCGAUAACGUCAUUCCGGUUCGGACGGGUUUAAAACCUACCUAUUGUAUUCUACUGAAAUGUGGCUUUUAAGCACUUACUUCAGUUCGGAGAAUUUACGCGGUAUUUUAAAUUAUUAUUGGCGUUAUAACAGUAAGCUCCGUGACGAGAGGCCGCAUCACGCUUAAAUCAAGAAAAUUAAAGGGCUAUUUUCCAAAUCGUAUCGUCAAAUUUUGUUAUAACAAUCUUUUUAAAUUAAUUUUGUUUGAAUUCUAUUAGCGAUAGGUUUUUUAUUUCCAAUUUUAUUUUCAGUCCAAAUAUAUUUUUAGUUAUAUUUAAUUUCGUUGUCUUAGAAUAAGAAAAUAAUGUACUCCACUACGAGAACUAGGCUCUAGGUGUAAAUAGUUUUAAGGUGUAUUUAGAUAGUUGACCUUCAACAGUCCAGCUGUGGUGUGUAAAAAGAUUACGUGCAUCUUUUUAUCGGCGAGACAGCAUAAAUAGUGUUAGAAUUAAUAUAUGAAAUCUGUGUUGCACUGUGUACAGACUGCACUAAAAUUAUUACCUAAAGUUGACAAAAUUUGAUGGUGAUGUAAGCCCAGGAAAUGGCGACGUGCUUAUUAGAUGUUGAUUAGUCUAAAAAUUGUCAUUGUAUUCGAAAAAUGUGUAGCGAAAUUCAGUGUUGUAAAAUUGUCUAAUAAUCAUCCAGAUUCUGUGAUGUAGAUUGCCUCUGUAACUGAAAAUCGGGGUAUCUCUUUCCCCACCAAAAAAUAGUCUUCUUUUUUGCCAAAAUUUCUGAUACUUACGGUCGAUGAGGGCGGGGAAAUCUAAAUCCUUUCUGUAAUUGCCUGUAGUAUCAAUUUCACAGCCGUAACAUGAUUUUUCUUCUAUUACACAGAGAUAACACUGACAUUCAGUUUCAGAGGUGGUAAAACGACACGGUGUCGGGCCAAAGAUGCGUUAUUUUGAAGGUCAUUUAAUGAUAUUGUAGAUUUAAACUUAUGGUUAACGUUGCGCUGUCCGGCCUGGCUGCCCGCCACUCCGUUGUACAUAGAAGGCGCAUUGACAACACAUCUACCUUUUCAGUAGUAGAAAUAUAAAUAGAAGUUAAAGUAAAAGUUACGGAUGGUUUGAAUAUUCAACGAAUUAUGUUCACCUAAGAUUCGUCUGUCUAUCCUUUUCUUUUUUUAUUGUUUCGAACAGGAUUACAUUUUAAAAUCAUUUAGGCAUAGAUGGAGAUAGUCGACGAAACGUGUCGCGCUGACGUGAUCAGAUCUUGUACUUAUGUUACCUUAAAACCAUUAAUUUAAUGAGGUGCAAUAUUGGAUGCGGCAAUCACAAAAAGUGUUGCGCAUCAUGCAAUACUAGAAUUAAGAAUAAUUUGCCGUUAUAAAUAAACUAGGUAUUUUAUUCUAAGGGAAGUACAUUUACCAAAAUACCUACGUAUUUGUGUGUGUAUUUUUGCGGUAUUGUUACAUAAAUGGCUAUCCUCCGUAUUAGGUAACAUGCACAGACGGACAAUCUAUGGUUUACGAAGUUCGUUGAAUAUAAAAAUCUAGAAUUAAGCAGAUAUCACUGUAUCAUUCGUCGAACAUGCACUCAAUCAUAUCACGCUAGUUCAUUUGAAGAUAUUGCAUAAAAUUAUUAUAGUAAAUUCACAAUUGGCAAAUCAGGAUUCACAGUCCCAUAAAAUGAGCAGGCUUGUUACUAGCAGUUCGUUGAAGUAGAAUGUCGUAGCUUAUAAUUAUUUGCAUGUUUCAUAUCAGCAUGUGCGGAUAGUAAUUGGCAUGCUAUUUUCAAAAUUCAUUAACGAUUGUAUUUAAACGGUUGCACAUGAGUAGUCCAUGAAAAUUUGUAAUAUAAAUAGUAAUAUAAUGUAUGUUCGACGAAUGCUCGCGUGAUCCCUCUGAUAGUGGAUAAAAUAAUAUUGGGCGUUAACCCUACGCAUUGCACGCGUCAGCAUAUUCUGUAGGGUAGUUCGACGCGUCGGUCGUGUGUAUACAUAAAUUUAGUAAUAUGCAUGUAUGUAAGUAAAUAAUACAUUUAACGAUACAUUUUAGAUGACCCAACAUAACAGGACAUAUUUGAUGAAAUUUGUGUAUCUUUAAAUAAGACAGUAGAUUCGUUCAGAUAUACAAACAUUGCACGAUUUCAUAUUAUAGAUGAAUAAGUAAAAUGUUUACUACCAUAUUUAACCGAAGAAAUGUUUAUUGUAAUCUUAUACUAAGCGAUGAGAGUAAUUAUUGUACCAAUUGUAAUUUCGUUAUGUUUAUAAGAUUUUCAGUUUAUGAACAUUAGGUAAUUAACCUAUUUUAUACAAAUAAUUAUAUCUCUUUUACGUGCAAUUUAUAAUUUACAUUUAUUUACAGAAUAUGGUCGGUAAAUAAGCUCGUAGUUUUUCUUAGUUUCCAAUUUUGAAUCUUAUUUGUCUUGAUAAUAACAAAUUAAAUGUAUAAACUUAUCUAAUGUAAUGCCACGUGGGUAUGUUCAGCCACGGGUAGAUUCAAUGGAAAAUGUGUAAAUGUAUCCUAGAAAAUUGGAAAGAAAUUGUAAAUUAUUAUAUUUUUACGGCGCGUAUAAGUAGUGCGCGAAUGAGGGCUAUCGUUUUUAUACUUAAGAGUUGGCACCCCUGGCGAUUGACAGGACCUUACUCUACAGUGGCGCCAUCUUGACGAGUGCAAAUGCGAUAGUCCUCCUACCACUUUCGCGCUCACCAGUUGGUGCCACUGUCUUCGCUACUAGCAAGUGACAGGACCUUACUCUACAGUGGCGCUAACUGGUGAGCGCUAAAACGAUAGCCCUCAUUGGGUGUUGUAGUAUAAAUUAUAUUGAAUGAAAGAUAUUGGUUAAAAUGUUCUAGCAAUGCGCCAUUUUGGUAAUUGGUUAGCGGUUUAAAGUGUAUGUCACUUGGAAAAUUCCACAUUAUUCUAGAUGACGUCUUAUAUCUUGAAUUUAAAGGACAUUUUUAAUUACUGCAUGUAUUUCUACACACUUGAUACACUUGCACACACUCGUGGCAAUGAUUUUCUCACAUCAUAUAGGAAAAUUAGAUGAGAACUCAAUGUUUCAUAGGUAAAGUUCAAUUGGAUAACAUAUAGAAUAAGCAUACCUUCAAUUUUUCAAAAUUUACUGUUACGGUGUUAUGUACGACCAAUUUGAAAUGUAUUCAUGAUUAUUUGUUAAUUAAACUAGAUAAUGUUAAAUUGAAUUUAAUGACUAAUCUACGUGUAUCUCUUUAAGUAAUUGUAAUCAUUAUCAUGGUUUUACCAUUGUCAAAAAAUGUUUUUUAUAAGUUCGCUAUUUUGUUUUAGUAGUUAUAAACAUGUAAGGGCUAUUAUAGUUAACCAUUUUAAAGUACCUAUUAUAAAAUUGUAUCUAUCCUAAGUCUGAUUUCACACCAUUAAUAAAGUAGUGAUUAUGGAA